CCUGCCUGUGACCAACUGUGAUUGACAUUACUGCUGACAACAGGAGACACAGGAUUUGGGAUACAAUGGCCUCUGAUUUGUUGCUCAAGACUAACAAAAGUGAAGAGGAGUGCUCCACUUACAUCCCAAACGAGAUGUUGACCAUCGUGAAGGGAGAGGAAGAAGAGAAGACGGAAGCCGACUUACUCCAAGGUUUCCCUCCCUACCCCAAUGGUGUUGAAGCUGCCUGGAACAUCAACGCCGACCCCAGUGCACAGUGUCAGAGGUACGUGGCGCUGAAGGAGCUAAUGAAGGACCAGAAGCAGGAGACCUACUGGCAGGAGACGGGCCGAUGGGGGGGCUACGAGGAGAGCUUCGACCCUCAGACCGGGGUGUGGGCGUCCUCGCACAUCUCCUACCUCACCUUCAAGAGCCUCAUCCAGCUCCGACGCACCAUGAACACAGGUGUGAUGAUUUUCAACUGCGACGAGAGGACCCUGACCAGCAUCGCCGAGAAGAUGGUCAGCGAGAUGGUUAACAAGAAGGAAAUCAGGCCUGGAGACCAGGAAGGAGUGCUGAGAUCUCUGCUUCAGAAUCGCAGCCAAUCAGAUGAUCCAGAGAGACAAGCCUUGACUGAUGGGGUGGACCUGCAGACGUUUUCAGUCAAAGAAAGGAGAGAUGAAUCUUACCGCGUUGAGGCCUCCAUGGUGCUAGUAGGUGCCUUGGACUUCCUGGAAAGGCCCACAGUUGUGUUUGUGCGACUGAAGGAAGCAGUGGUGCUCGACUCUGCCUUGGAGGCCCCAGUGCCCGUACGCUUCGUCUUUGUUCUGGUUGGCCCCAGCAAGACUGACAUGGACUAUCACGAGACUGGCCGUGCCAUGGCAGCACUAAUGGCUGAUAAAGUGUUCAAUCAGGUGGCAUUUCAGGCAAAGAGCGUCAGAGAGCUGACAGACGCCGUGUCGGGCUUCAUGGACUGCAGCAUCGUCAUCCCACCCACCGAGAUCCAGAACGAAGCGAUGCUCAGCUCGAUUAUUAGCUUUCAGAGGAAACUGCUGAACGACAGGUCCCGGUCCUCUGAUCCCACUCUCCGCCGGGACUCCAAGGCUCGCAGGGUUUCCAUCUCUACCGGGCCUCCACCUGAAGACCCCCUGUCCCGUACUGGUCGACCAUUUGGUGGGAUGAUUCGAGACAUAAAGAGGCGCUACGAGUACUACAAGAGUGACAUCACAGAUGCUCUGAACCCUCAGGUCCUUGCUGCCAUCAUCUUCAUCUAUUUUGCCGCACUGUCUCCUGCCAUCACCUUUGGAGGACUGCUGGCUGAUAAGGUGGACAACAUGAUGGGCGUUUCAGAGCUCCUCAUUUCCACCAGCGUUCUGGGUAUCAUCUUCUGCUCUGUUGCUGCUCAGCCCGUCCUGGUCAUUGGUUUCUCUGGUCCUCUGUUAGUGUUUGAGGAGGCCUUCUUUGCUUUCUGCAAGUCCCAGGGCAUUGAGUAUAUUGUGGGGAGAGUGUGGGUUGGGGUGUGGCUGGUCAUCAUCGUGGUGAUCAUCGUGGCCUUUGAGGGCAGCUUCCUGGUGCGUUUCAUCUCCCGCUUCACCCAGGAAAUCUUCUCCAUCCUCAUCUCCCUCAUCUUCAUCUAUGAAACCUUUUCCAAGCUAGGGAGGAUCUUUAAGGAGCACCCGCUGAUUCUGAAUUACGAUCAUCUGAACGCAACACUGGAAAAUCCCUGGCAUCCAAAGGUGGAAGAGAUGGUCAUCUAUGACAAUGCUACCGGCAACACGACUGUUACUGUCAACACCAUUAAGCCACCUUACCCCAACACAGCCCUUCUUUCCAUGUGCCUCAUGUUUGGCUGCUUCUUUAUCGCUUUCUUCCUGCGCCAGUUCAAGAAUGGCACUUUUCUUCCUGGAAAAGUCAGACGGUUGCUUGGUGACUUUGGCGUGCCUAUUUCCAUUUUCCUUAUGGUUGUUGUGGACUACAACAUCGACGAUACCUACACUCAGAAACUAGUGGUUCCCGAAGGUCUGACGGUGUCCAACCCAGAGAAAAGAGGCUGGAUUAUCAACCCUUUCGGAGAGCACCAGUCUUUCCCUGUAUGGAUGAUGUUUGCAUGCUGUGUCCCGGGCUUGCUCGUCUUCAUUCUGAUCUUUCUGGAGUCUCAGAUCACAACUCUGAUCGUGAGUAAACCUGAGAGGAAGAUGGUCAAAGGCUCCGGGUUCCACUUUGACUUGCUGGUUUUAGUCGGCAUGGGAGGGCUCGCCGCAUUAUUUGGUGUGCCAUGGCUCAGUGCCGCCACGGUGCGAUCUGUCACCCACGCCAACGCCCUCACCGUAAUGAGCAAAGGACCAAAACCGGUGAUUGAGAAGGUGAUAGAGCAGAGGGUCAGUGGCAUUGUGGUGGCAUUGCUGGUUGGUCUGUCAAUUUUAAUGGAGCCGAUCCUAAAGAUGAUUCCCAUGUCGGCCUUGUUCGGGAUCUUUCUGUACAUGGGAAUUACAUCGCUCAGUGGCAUCCAGCUGUGGGAUCGCAUUCUGCUUCUGCUCAUUCCUAAGAAAUACCACCCUAAUGAACCCUACGCCACCAGAGUGAGCACAGGACGAAUGCACUUGUUCACGGCCAUCCAGAUAGUGUGCCUUGCCGUUUUGUGGAUUGUUAAGUCCAGUCCAGUAUCCCUUGCACUUCCCUUCAUACUCAUCCUCACUAUCCCGCUACGCAUGUUAAUGGGCAGGCAUCUCUUCACCGAAGUGGAAAUGAAAUGUCUGGAUGCCGAUGAUGCCAAAGUCACAUUCGAGGAGGAGCCGGGGCAGGAUGUAUACUGUGAAUCUCAGAUGCCAUUGUAGAUGUCUUCCAUGAAAGCUGCUAGCAACCUUUUAUUUUAAGAAAAAGAUACAUAUUUUACUUGUAUAUGGCUCACAUGAAUGCUUAUUCUACAUAUGAGCACAAACAUGUUUUGAGUGUUUUUUUAAUGAAAAAUGCAGAUACAGUGUCUAUCUUUAUAGUAAAAACUGUCUUGGUCAAACAUUUCUGAAGAGUUUUCAACAGUCACUCAGGUAAACAAUUUGCAUUAUGUUGGUUUGUUUUAACAGCUUGUGCCAUACACACUACUGAAUCUGGAAAUAUUCAUAUAAUAUGAAAUGUUUUUACAAAGAAAGACAUAAAAAAUGCAAAUGAUUUUAAAGGCAUUUAGAAGAGGCACUCAAACAUGAAAUGAAAAAAUAUCCAAUCAUGCCAUCACACACAGCAAAAUACUGUGCCAAAAGCCAAAAUUGUUUUUUUCCCCAAGCAAUCACACAUUGAAUGUAACUUAUUAUUGUACUCACUUACUUGAUGUGGGUAAAAUCCAAACUCUGAAUUAAGUAGUACAUUAUUUAUAAGACGGGUGAUGCAAGCAAAGUAUAGAUUUGUUUUGCAAGAAUGAUCAAACCGGUAACACUGGAGUGCAAAAGGACAACACCACUGGAGAGAGAAAAUGUAACAUUUUUGUGUGUGUUGUUAAAAUAUGUUGUGUUGUUAU
Molecule: messenger RNA, 3487 nt
Organism: Micropterus dolomieu (smallmouth bass)
Lineage: Eukaryota; Metazoa; Chordata; Actinopteri; Centrarchiformes; Centrarchidae
Gene: slc4a1b
Product: solute carrier family 4 member 1b (Diego blood group)
Exons: 20
Coding region: 66-2813 (915 amino acids)
Biological process (GO): monoatomic anion transport; transmembrane transport; bicarbonate transport
Cellular component (GO): plasma membrane; basolateral plasma membrane
Molecular function (GO): bicarbonate transmembrane transporter activity; solute:inorganic anion antiporter activity; monoatomic anion transmembrane transporter activity
Source: RefSeq, a predicted model, not a curated record